GAAGUCAUCUCACCUGCAGUCACACCAGUGGAUUCACAAUGGCGAGAGGCCGUUCACCUGUUCCGUGUGCAGGGAAAGUAUUUAUAGAUACAUCUCAGCUACAAUUUCACCAGCGAACUCACACUGUGGGGAGGCCGUUCAAUUGUUCUGUGUGUGGGAAGGGGUUCACUGGGUUGAACUGUCUGAAAAGACAUGAGCGAGUUCACACCGGGGAGAGACCAUUCACUUGUUUUGUGUGUGAGAGGCGAUUUAUGGAUGCACCUCAGCUAAAAUCACACCUGUGGACUCACACGGGAGAGAAGCCGUUCACUUGUUCUGUGUGUGACAAGGGGUUUGGUAAUUUAGAUGGGCUACAAAUACACCAGCGACUACACACUGGGGAGAGGCCGUACACUUGCUCUGUGUGUGGGAAGGGAUUCGCUCAGUCUUCCCACCUGAAGACCCACCAGCGAGUUCACAGUGCCUCUCCCAACUGUGGGCAGGUUUGCACUGAUGACCUGGUGGCCAAGCAGCAAGUUCACACUGAGUCUUACAGGAUAGAACAAGCACAGGAUAUUGAUGCUCGGGAAUCUCAAACUCCUUCCGUUAACCAGCAGCUGAAUGCGUGGGAGGGAUUCACUGUGUCAACUGAGCCGACGAGGCACCAUAAAUACCGCAGCAUGGAGACAUUAUUCACUAGCUCUGAGAGUGAGCUGGGAUUCACUCAAUCUUCCUACCAGCAAGAUCACGCUGAGGAGAAAUCAUUUCCCUGUCCCGAUUGUGGGAAGGUAUUCACCCAAGCAAACAACCUGAAGAGACACCAAAAGCAAGUUCACACUGAGGAGAAUCCAAUUUCCUGUCCAGAUUGUGGGAAGGGAUUCUCUCAGGCCUGCAGCCUGAAGAGACACCAACGGCAGGUUCACGCUGAAGAGAAACUAUUUCCCUGUCCCGAUUGUGGGAAGCGAUUCUCUCAGGCUGGCAACCUGAAGACACACCAGAGAAUUCACACGGGUGAGAAGCCAUUCACCUGUUCCGUUUGUGGGAAGGGAUUUACUACUUCAUCUGCACUACAGACACACCAGCGGAUUCACACAGGUGAGAAGCCCUACACCUGUUCUGUUUGUGGGAAGGGAUUUAUUGCUUCAUCUGGGCUACAGAAACACUUUCAAAUUCACACCGGGGAGAGACUGUUCCACUGCUCGGAGUGUGACAGGGGAUUUAUGCAGUCAUCUCACCUAAAGAUACACCAGCGGAGUCACAGUGGAGAGAGGCCGUUCAUUUGUUCUGAGUGUGGAAAGGGAUUUAUUGACUUAUCUGGGAUACAGAGACACCAGCAGAUACACAGCGGGGAGAGGCCAUUCAUCUGCUCUGAGUGUGGGAAGGGAUUUAUAUAUCCGUCUCACCUACAGUCACACCAGCGGACUCACACUGGGGAGAAGCCGUACAUUUGUUCUGUGUGUGGCAAGGGUUUCAUUUAUUCAUCUGAAUUGUUGAGACACCAGCGAAUUCACACCGGGGAGAGGCCGUUCGCCUGCUCCAAGUGUGGGAAGAGAUUCAUUCAGUCUUCCCAGCUGAAGACGCACCAGCGAGUUCACGCUCCGAGGAAACUAUUUGCCUCUCCCAACUGUGGGCAGGUCAACACUGAUGAUCUGGUGACCAACCAGAAAAUCCACACUGAGCCGAUACCAAGCCAAGAUCGCUAUAGGACCAAGCGCGGAGAUCCCAGGAAGUGGUGCUGCCAAGGCGCGCAUGCGGUCCGUGGACGCAAGACUCCGGAGGAUCGGCGGCGGGUAGGAGCGGGGAUCCGGGCGCGGGAUCAGUCAGCACCGAGGCCCGGCCUGAGGAGCGGCCCCCGGCUGCGGGGAGAAUCGGUGCGGCCCUCGGGGACACGGUGGCCCGUCACCUGGGGACGGUGCGGCCAUGGGAUAGAACAAGCAGAGGAUAUUGAUGCUCGGGAAUCACAAACUCCUUCAGUUAACCAGCACCUGAACGCGUGGGAGGGAUUCACUGUGUCAGCUGAGCCGAUGAGGCACCAUAAAUUCCGCAGCAUGGAGACAUUAUUCACUAGCUCUGAGAGUGAGCUGGGAUUCACUCAAUCUUCCCACCAGCAAGAUCACGCUGUGGAGAAACCAUUUCCCUGUCCCGAUUGUGGGAAGGGAUUCACUCAAGCAAACAACCUGAAGAGACACCAAAAGCAAAUUCACGCUGAAGAGAAACUAUUUACCUGUCCUGAUUGUGGGAAGCGAUUCUCUCAGGCCGGUAACCUGAAGAGACACCAGAGAAUUCACACAGGGGAGAAGCCAUUCACCUGUUCUGUGUGUGGGAAGGGAUUUACUGCAUCAUCUGGGCUACAGACACACCAGCGGAUUCACACUGGGGAGAGGCCGUUCACCUGUUCUGAGUGUGGGAAGGGAUUUGUUCAAUUGGCAAACCUCAGGACACACCAUCAAAUUCACACCGGGGUGAGACCGUUCAUCUGCUCUGAGUGUGGGAAAGGAUUUAUGCAGUCAUCUCACCUUCAGUCACACCUACGGAUUCACACUGGAGAGAGGCCGUUCACUUGUUCUGAGUGUGGGAAGGGAUUUAUUGACGCAUCUGCGGUACAGAGACACCAGCAGAUGCCCAGCGGGAAGAGGCCGUUCACCUGCUCUGAGUGUGGGAAGGGAUUUAUGCAGUCAUCUCACCUGCAGUCACACCAGCGGAUUCACACCGGGGAGAGGCCGUUCCCUUGUUCUGUGUGCGGGAAAGUAUUUAUAGAUACAUCUCGGCUACAAUUACACCAGCGAACUCACACUGGGGAGAGGCCGUUCGCCUGUUCUGUGUGCGGGAAAGGAUUCACUGGGUUGAACUGCCUGAAAAGACAUGAGCGAGUUCACACCGGGGAGAGACCGUUCACUUGUUUUGUGUGUGAGAAGGGAUUUAUGGAUGCAUCUCAGCUCAAAUCACACCUGCGGACUCACACGGGAGAGAAGCCGUUCACUUGUUCUGUGUGUGACAAGGGGUUUGGUAAAUUACAUGGGCUACAAAUACACCAGCGAAUACACACUGGGGAGAGGCCGUACACUUGUUCUGUCUGUGGGAAGGGGUUUACUAACUUAGCUGCGUUACAAACACACCAAAGAAUUCUCACUGGAGAGAGGCCGUACACCUGCUCUGAGUGUGGGAAGGGAUUCACUCAGUCUUCCCACCUGAAGACCCACCAGCGAGUUCACGCUCCCUCUCAACUAUGGGCAGGUUUGCAUUGAUACAUAGAAAAUAGGUGCCGGAGUAGGCCAGUCGGCCGUUCGAGCCUGCACCGCCAUUCAAUAUGAUCAUGUGGCCCUUUAGCCACAAGGGCUACAUCUAACUCCCUCUUAAAUAUAGCCAAUGAACUGGCCUCAACUACCAUCUGUGGCAGAGAGUUCCAGAGAUUCACCACUCUCUGUGUGAAAAAUGUUUGAUGACCUGGUGGCCAAGCAGCAAAUUCAUACUGAGUAGAGGCCGUCCACCUGUUCUGUGUGUGGGAAGAGAUUUGCUCAGUCUUCCAACCUGGUGACCCCCAUGAGUGAGUUUACACUGAGGGGAGCUGUGGGAGAGAUAAUCAUCACAGUUGCUGAAUCUGGUCGCAAGUCCACAAGUGUCUGCUGGUGUUGGAGUCUAGUUUCUGCUGCUGCUCAUCACAUCGAAUGUAUUUUAUUAUUUUUGUCACGUGCACUGAAAAGCUUUUGCAUGGGGUGAAGCCUCGCGGGCACUGGCAGUCGUGGAUGGGCCACAUGGGAGCCAGAGGACGAGCUGUUGCGAAUAAAAGGGGGGGGGGUGCAGAACAAAGGAGGACCGCUGUGAGGGGUGAGGGAGAGAAUAAAGGAGGGCCCUUCGGUAGGCAAGCAAAGCGUUUAACUGUGACUUGUCACAUGUGACAAUAAAGCAUUCAUUCAUUUAAGGGAAAGACAAUACAUGAUGACAAUAGCUAUUGUCAUUGCUGUAUCUGAGUUGGAUUUAAUAUUCUGGGUCUGUGAUAAAUAAAUGAGUUUGAUUGUAAACCCAGUGUCUCAGGUCCUUGUCUCUGCAACACACUCGAUGCAUGUGGAUAGGCCAUUCAGCCCAGCUGUUCCCUGCCAGGUGGCGCAUGCGCAUCGAUCGCACGGUGACGGAUAGACCGGUUUCUGACUCGUGGGGGGUUGUGGGUAAAGAGGCGGCCAUGUCCAACACACCUGCGAUGUGCUGCAGAUUCGCAGAGUGUGUUUGUGACCGCAAGCAUGGAUUUCCCGCCCCAAGAGUGUGUGAUCGGAAGAUACCAGCAAUUACAGGAGCACGGUCAUCUAACUGGCACUCUGGCAUUGCCAUCGUCCAGUUCAUCACCAUCAAUCCCCUGGGGGUGGGCCUUUAAAGAAGAAUAUCCACUGGACUGGCCACGGAUAUACUCAUAGUGGGAACGUGGGACUUGCUCGACAGGCGAGGCUACCCUCACAGUGAUGGAGUAAAAACCUGGGCCAAAUCACAGGAAGAUGACUGGCAGAGACGGCCCACUGUGGCGCAGGGUAAAAUAAAGUUGCUGUUGAUUGU
Messenger RNA from Leucoraja erinaceus (little skate), 4521 nucleotides. RefSeq names its product zinc finger protein 850-like. Gene Ontology annotation, molecular function: DNA-binding transcription repressor activity, RNA polymerase II-specific. The record is from RefSeq and is a predicted model, not a curated record. The coding region runs from base 39 to 3224 and encodes 1061 amino acids. Gene Ontology annotation, biological process: negative regulation of transcription by RNA polymerase II. NCBI's taxonomy places the organism in Eukaryota, Metazoa, Chordata, Chondrichthyes, Rajiformes, Rajidae. The transcript has 4 exons.